AUGGUGGUACGUACACAAAUCUGCAACUUUUCGGGUUUCCGUAUUUACCCUGGCCACGGCUCUACGUUCGUCCGGUCUGACGGCAAAGUGUUUGUUUUCGCCAACUCCAAGUGCAAGUCGUCGUUCCACAUGCGUCGCAAACCUGCGUCUCUGAACUGGACGUACAUCUACAGGCGGUUGCACCGCAAGGGCCAGGAGGAGCAGGAGAAGAGGCGUACUAGGAGGCGCGCUGUAAAGACGGUGCAAAAGCCGGUCGAGGGUGCGUCUAUUGAAGUGCUUCGAGCGAAACGACAAGCCCCGCGGGCGCAAGUGAAAACAGCAGCGCGAGCUGCAGCACUCAAGGAAAUCAAGGCUCGACAGCAAGGUAGUGGUGGUGCUGGCAGCGGCAACAGCAGCGGGGCCGGAGCAAAACCCAAAAAAUAG
Molecule: messenger RNA, 423 nt
Organism: Cyanidioschyzon merolae strain 10D
Lineage: Eukaryota; Rhodophyta; Bangiophyceae; Cyanidiales; Cyanidiaceae
Product: 60S ribosomal protein L24
Exons: 1
Coding region: 1-423 (140 amino acids)
Biological process (GO): cytoplasmic translation
Cellular component (GO): cytosolic large ribosomal subunit
Molecular function (GO): structural constituent of ribosome; mRNA binding
Source: RefSeq, a predicted model, not a curated record